CUUGCCAACCCAAUAAUUGAAGCUUCUUUUCUAAGAAAAGUCACACAAAUCAUCUCUCUUUAUUAACAACUUCUCCUCCUCACCAUUCACCUCCGAUAAGAAAACACCCUUAUUAGAACAAAGAAGACGAUCAUUCUAAAGAAAGAAAGAGAGAUGGGUUGUAUUCACUUCGAGUCAUCAGAUCAAUGGACACACUCUGUCCAGAACCAAGAAACAUCCAACACAGCUUCACAACAGCACGAGCAAGGAGGGAUCCAGGAAGCUUGGGCCGAGAUCGAGACUCGCGGAGGUGGUGGUCAUUUUGCCGGAGAGAGUAGGAAGAACAAGCUUGAGAAGAGGAAGAGCCAAGUGUUGCUUGAGGGGUACGUGGAAGCUUCUGCUGCUGAUGAUGAUCGAGGAGAUCUUGCGAGAGGUAAGAGUUUGACGGAUGACGAUCUCGAGGAGCUUAAAGGGUGUUUAGAUCUAGGGUUUGGGUUCAGCUACGACGAGAUCCCUGAGCUUUGCAACACUUUGCCUGCUUUAGAGCUUUGUUACUCCAUGAGCCAGAAGUUCUUGGAUGAUCAACAAAACCAGAAGUCGCCGGAGAUGUGUCUGGCUGAAGAGGCUUCGCCGCCGCCACCGUCCACUACCAACCCAGUUGCAAACUGGAAGAUCUCUAGCCCUGGUGAUAAUCCAGAUGAUGUAAAAGCUAGACUCAAAUACUGGGCACAAGCCGUAGCUUGCACUGUCCGAUUGUGUAGCUGAACAGAUAUCAUCAUCAUCUUGUCUGAACAUAUUGGUUGAACCAGAAACAUUCUUCUGAAGACCAUUUUUGCAUGAAUGAAGUCUCUGCCACUGUUAGCUGAAGAAUAGACCUGCAUUGUGUCCUUGGAGAAACUGGUUCGGCUUUAAGUUUAAUCCUCUUUUUAAUGUAUGUGUAUUAGUCUUAUUUGUCAAUGAAAUUGGAAAUAAAUGUGUCACUGAAUAAAAUUUUCAUAUUAUUUGUC
Molecule: messenger RNA, 986 nt
Organism: Brassica oleracea var. oleracea
Lineage: Eukaryota; Viridiplantae; Streptophyta; Magnoliopsida; Brassicales; Brassicaceae
Exons: 2
Coding region: 154-744 (196 amino acids)
Source: RefSeq, a predicted model, not a curated record